GCCCGCUGCGCACCCCGCUUUGCCCCCUGCGGUGCUUAGACGCCCUGUCGGGUCCCCUGCGCCAGAGACCCCCAGGUCCAGGCCCUCGCCGGGACCCAGCUGGCCAGCCGCUCCAGCUCCCUGCAGGAAUGAUCGGCCGGUCGCGCGGCCAGAGGGAGGGAAACGAAUGAAUGGACGAGGAGGCUCUUCUCCCCGCAGAGCUUUGGCGUCUCUGCGCGCACCGGGCGUGUCCGUGCCAAAGGCGCAGGGGGUCGGGCCCGAAGCCGCGCUCGGCUGUGGCGGGGGCGGCGGCACCUGCCCGGGCGCAGUUGCCAGCUUCGCGCGGUCUCGGCGGCGGCGCGGCUGUGUGCGGGCGGCCCCGUCCCCCGGCCCGGACCGGUUCCCCUGAGCGGCCCCCGCCUCCGAGCCCCCCGAGACUCCUUGGCACUCCCCAGCCCCGGACCUCACGCGCGCGGGAGGCGGGAAGCUGCCUCCUUUCCCCGCCCCCACCCCCAUCCCCAGCUUCUCCCCUGGCUGCGGCUGCUGCAGACCUGGGCGCCGGGAAAGGGGGUCAGCGCGGCCGGGGCGCGGGAGCCGGCCGGGGCGGCCGGGAGGGAGCCGAGCGGGGGGCGGCCGAGGGGCGGGCGCGGGGCGCGCGGGCAGAGGGGGUGGGGAGCCGGGCGCGGGAGCCACGGCGGGGGCGAGGCGGGAUUCGGGCGGGGACCGGCGCUUGCGGGCCGGGCUGAGUCCGGAGGCGGCGGCCGGACUUGCCCGGGAGGCGGAAAGCGGGGCCGGAGAGCGCCCAGCCGGGCACCUGCGUGCCAAGCAGGUCCCCCCCGCGCGCCUCCCGCGCGCCCCCGGCCAGUCGGCCCCGCGGGGAUGUCCGAGGGACCCAGGCGCCCAGCACCGUGACCGAGCGAGCCCGAGGAUGGGACAGCGCCCGCAGCUCCGGCUCGUCAAGGCCCUCCUCCUCCUGGGGCUGAACCCCGCCUCGGCCUCCCUCCAAGACCAGCCCUGCGAGAGCCUGGCCCUGCCCAGCAACUUCUCGGGUCUGCAAUGCAACGCCACGGUGGACCUCAUUGGCACUUGCUGGCCGCAGAGCCCCGCAGGGCAGCUGGUGGUACGGCCCUGCCCCGCCUUCUUCUACGGCGUCCGCUACAACACCACGAACAAUGGCUACCGCCAGUGCCUGGCUAACGGCAGCUGGGCCGCCCGCAUCAACUACUCCGAGUGCCAGGAGAUCCUCAACGAGGAGAAGAAAAGCAAAGUGCAUUACCAUGCGGCCGUCAUCAUCAACUACCUGGGCCACUGCAUCUCCCUGGUGGCCCUCCUGGUGGCCUUUGUGCUCUUCCUGCGCCUCAGGAGCAUCCGGUGCCUGAGAAACAUCAUCCACUGGAACCUAAUCUCCGCCUUCAUCCUGCGCAACGCCACCUGGUUCGUGGUGCAGCUCACCAUGAGCCCGGAAGUACAUCAGAGCAACGUGGGCUGGUGCAGGCUGGUGACCGCCGCCUACAACUACUUCCACGUGACCAACUUCUUCUGGAUGUUCGCCGAGGGCUGCUAUCUGCACACGGCCAUCGUGCUCACCUACUCCACUGACCGGCUGCGCAAGUGGAUGUUCAUCUGCAUCGGCUGGGGUGUGCCUUUCCCUAUCAUCGUGGCCUGGGUCAUUGGGAAGCUGAACUACGACAAUGAGAAGUGCUGGUUUGGCAAAAGGCCCGGGGUGUACACCGACUACAUCUACCAGGGCCCCAUGAUCUUGGUCCUGCUGAUCAACUUCAUCUUCCUGUUCAACAUCGUCCGCAUUCUCAUGACCAAGCUGCGGGCAUCCACCACGUCGGAGACCAUCCAGUACAGGAAGGCCGUGAAGGCCACGCUGGUGCUGCUCCCACUCCUGGGCAUCACCUACAUGCUGUUCUUCGUGAACCCUGGUGAGGACGAGGUGUCCCGCGUGGUCUUCAUCUACUUCAACUCCUUCCUGGAGUCCUUCCAGGGUUUCUUCGUGUCUGUCUUCUACUGUUUUCUCAACAGCGAGGUCCGCUCUGCCAUCCGGAAAAGGUGGCACCGCUGGCAGGACAAGCACUCGAUCCGCGCCCGGGUGGCCCGCGCCAUGUCCAUCCCCACGUCCCCCACACGUGUCAGCUUCCACAGCAUCAAGCAGUCCACAGCGGUCUGAGCCGGGGCAGUACAUGGACAAGCAGGAUAGUGGCCCAUGGGGCACCAACUCACAGACCACUCACAC
Sorex fumeus (smoky shrew) is the source of this 2221-nucleotide messenger RNA. It is a transcript of the gene CRHR1, whose product is annotated as corticotropin releasing hormone receptor 1. Gene Ontology annotation, molecular function: corticotropin-releasing hormone binding; G protein-coupled peptide receptor activity; corticotrophin-releasing factor receptor activity. NCBI's taxonomy places the organism in Eukaryota, Metazoa, Chordata, Mammalia, Eulipotyphla, Soricidae. The transcript has 14 exons. Gene Ontology annotation, cellular component: plasma membrane; neuron projection. Gene Ontology annotation, biological process: cell surface receptor signaling pathway; adenylate cyclase-activating G protein-coupled receptor signaling pathway. The coding region runs from base 908 to 2155 and encodes 415 amino acids. The record is from RefSeq and is a predicted model, not a curated record.